CGCGCAAGCAGCCGGUCAGGCUGAGCACAGAGGGUAGGGGGCGGCGGCGCCUGCAGCGGCUGCUACAGCGGCGGCAGAAGAGGAGGCUUCGUGAUUUCCGCGGUCUGGGCAGUGCGUGGCCGCGCGAGUAGCCGUUGGAGUAGUAGGUACGAUUCGCCCGUGAGGAGCCAUUGAGACUUCCUGUCUCCCUUGUUUGAGCGCUUCAGUCCCUGCUUGUGUGGCAAACCCUGGGGACGGCAGGUCACCCUGCGGCCCCGGCCCUCCCGCCUCAUUUCAGGCAUAAUGGUUAUGAAAGCUUCUGUAGAAGACGAUGAUUCGGGAUGGGAGCUCAGUAUACCAGAAAAGAUGGAAAAAAGCAAUACAAACUGGGUGGACAUAACUCAAGAUUUUGAAGAAGCUUGUCGAGAAUUAAAGUUGGGAGAACUACUUCAUGAUAAGCUAUUUGGUCUUUUUGAAGCCAUGUCUGCCAUUGAAAUGAUGGAUCCCAAGAUGGAUGCUGGCAUGAUUGGAAACCAAGUUAAUCGAAAAGUUCUCAAUUUUGAACAAGCCAUCAAGGAUGGUACCAUUAAAAUUAAAGACCUCACCUUGCCGGAAUUGAUAGGGAUAAUGGAUACAUGUUUUUGCUGUUUGAUAACAUGGUUAGAAGGCCACUCCUUGGCACAGACAGUAUUUACGUGCCUUUACAUUCAUAAUCCAGACUUUAUAGAAGACCCUGCCAUGAAAGCUUUUGCUCUGGGAAUCUUGAAAAUCUGUGACAUUGCAAGGGAAAAAGUAAAUAAAGCUGCUGUUUUUGAAGAGGAAGAUUUUCAGUCAAUGACUUAUGGAUUUAAAAUGGCUAACAGUGUCACAGAUCUUCGAGUUACAGGCAUGCUAAAGGAUGUGGAGGAUGACAUGCAAAGAAGAGUAAAGAGUACUCGAAGUCGACAAGGAGAAGAAAGAGAUCCAGAAGUUGAACUAGAACACCAACAGUGUUUAGCAGUAUUCAGCAGAGUGAAAUUUACUCGAGUGUUACUGACAGUGCUUAUUGCCUUUACUAAGAAGGAGACCAGUGCUGUUGCAGAAGCUCAAAAAUUGAUGGUUCAAGCAGCAGAUCUUCUUUCUGCCAUUCAUAACUCAUUGCAUCAUGGCAUCCAGGCCCAGAAUGAUACUACAAAAGGGGAUCAUCCAAUUAUGAUGGGUUUUGAGCCCCUUGUUAACCAGAGGCUACUUCCACCCACUUUUCCUCGAUAUGCAAAGAUAAUUAAAAGAGAAGAAAUGGUCAACUAUUUUGCAAGAUUAAUAGAUAGAAUAAAAACUGUUUGUGAGGUGGUAAACUUAACAAAUUUACACUGUAUCCUGGAUUUUUUCUGUGAGUUUAGUGAACAAUCACCUUGUGUUCUUUCAAGAUCUCUAUUACAAACCACUUUCCUGGUUGAUAACAAAAAGGUCUUUGGAACUCAUCUCAUGCAAGACAUGGUGAAAGAUGCCCUUCGGUCUUUUGUCAGUCCUCCGGUGCUUUCCCCAAAGUGCUGCCUAUAUAAUAACCACCAGGCUAAGGACUGUAUUGACUCCUUUGUUACUCACUGUGUUCGGCCAUUCUGUAGUCUUAUUCAGAUCCAUGGGCAUAACAGGGCUCGUCAGAGAGACAAGCUGGGUCAUAUUCUUGAGGAAUUCGCCACCUUGCAGGAUGAGGCAGAGAAGGUUGAUGCGGCACUUCACACUAUGCUGUUGAAACAGGAACCCCAAAGGCAACAUUUGGCCUGUUUAGGCACCUGGGUCCUUUACCAUAACCUUAGAAUUAUGAUACAGUAUCUUUUAAGUGGCUUUGAAUUGGAACUCUACAGCAUGCACGAGUACUACUACAUAUAUUGGUACCUCUCUGAGUUCCUUUAUGCGUGGUUGAUGUCGACAUUAAGUCGUGCCGAUGGCUCUCAGAUGGCAGAGGAAAGGAUAAUGGAAGAGCAACAGAAGGGCCGUAGCAGUAAAAAGACAAAGAAAAAGAAGAAAGUUCGCCCUUUGAGCCGAGAAAUCACAAUGAGCCAGGCCUAUCAGAACAUGUGUGCUGGAAUGUUUAAGACCAUGGUAGCAUUUGACAUGGAUGGCAAAGUACGAAAACCCAAGUUUGAACUCGAUAGUGAACAAGUGCGGUAUGAGCACAGAUUUGCUCCGUUCAACAGUGUGAUGACCCCACCCCCAGUACACUAUCUGCAGUUCAAGGAAAUGUCUGACCUCAAUAAAUACAGCCCUCCCCCUCAGUCUCCAGAUCUGUAUGUGGCAGCUAGUAAGCACUUCCAGCAAGCUAAAAUGAUACUGGAAAACAUCCCCAACCCAGACCAUGAGGUCAAUAGAAUUUUAAAGGUCGCCAAACCCAACUUUGUGGUUAUGAAGCUAUUGGCGGGAGGACACAAAAAGGAGUCUAAGGUUCCUCCCGAAUUUGAUUUCUCUGCUCAUAAAUAUUUUCCCGUUGUGAAGCUUGUUUGAGAUUGAAAGGUGACCAUAAAGGGGUAAAAUCUACUUUCAGAUUCUACUCUUGGCGGAUCCAUCCAUCAGUCUUACCACCUAAUAUGAAGUGAAAUGGAUUUCUUGGAUAACAACCCAUUAUAAAGAAUUCUUUUAAUUUGACAGCCUUAUAUGACAUGAAUGAAAACUGCUGUUUUAAAGUGGUUUAUUAUGUCCAUGGGUAACACUGCUGUGGUUGAAUGCAUUGAGGAACCUUGUAUGGUUUUAUUACAGAUUUAAUCAUAAAUCAUUUUUUAUGAAUGGUUGAGAAUAGUGUUUGUAAAGGUUAAUAAAUUUCUUGACAAAAAUGUA
Molecule: messenger RNA, 2790 nt
Organism: Phyllostomus hastatus (greater spear-nosed bat)
Lineage: Eukaryota; Metazoa; Chordata; Mammalia; Chiroptera; Phyllostomidae
Gene: NAA35
Product: N-alpha-acetyltransferase 35, NatC auxiliary subunit
Exons: 23
Coding region: 283-2460 (725 amino acids)
Biological process (GO): N-terminal peptidyl-methionine acetylation
Cellular component (GO): NatC complex
Source: RefSeq, a predicted model, not a curated record